AUGCAUCUUCCCGUUUCAUUAACUACAUUGGCUUUGUCUGUUGUCUUAGUUCAAAAAGCAUUAGCUGUACUUCCUCACGCUGAAGGUAAAACUGCAAAAGGAUUUCAUGUUCAACAAGACACUCUCGUCAGUUCAAGAAUAUUAGAUACAGUGGAUGAGACUAAUAAAGUUGCAGGAAGUGUACCAUCACCAUUUCAAAAUCUUCCUACUCCAAGUGAAACCCCAAUUCCAAUUGAAAUUCCCCAAGAAACUCCAAAAGUUAAACUUGUAAAAGAAGAGGUUCCUGAGAAAUGUAAACAUGCCAAACAUGUCAUAAGGAGUCCAAAUGAUAUUCAGAAUAUUGCUGAUUGUCGUGUUCUCGCAGGAGACUUGGAAGUUCAUGAAUAUAAACAUCCUUUACUUACAUUUGGAAAUAUUGAAACUGUCACUGGUAAUAUCAUCAUUAGAAAGUCUCCAGAAUUAGUUAGAAUUGAAGCUCCAAGUCUUACUACAGUUGAAAAAAGUUUUGUAUUAAGAGAAUUAACUUCACUUUCAUUAGUUUCUUUCCCAUCCUUAUUAUCAGUUAGAGCUCUUGAUUGGCGAGUGCUACCAAUUUUGAGUAAUGUUCAUUUUAGUAAUGAAAUUAAGAAUAUUGAAAGUAUAACUGUUUCUGAUACUUCAUUAACUGGAUUUUCAGGUUUUAUGGCUGAUAGAUUGGAAACUUUAGAUAUAAAUAAUAAUAGAUUUCUUGAUAUUAUUAAUUCAAAUGUUGAAACAAUUGAAGGUUUAUUACAUAUAGCUGCCAAUGCAGCUGAUGUUGCGGUUAGUUUACCCAAAUUAAAAUCUACCAAUAAUAUGAGUAUUCAUGAUGUAUUUCAAAUUGAUUUAAAUUCAUUAGAAUCAGUUAAUAAUUCAGUUAGUAUGAUUAAUAAUCAUUUUUCUAAUUUGAAAUUACCAAAAUUAAAAGCAAUUGGUGGUAGUUUAAGUUUAUCUAAGAAUGAUAAAUUAAAUCAUGUUGAAUUUCCAACUUUGAAUGAAGUUGGUGGAGGUUUAAUAAUUGUUAAUAAUUCAAAUAUUGAUAAGAUUAAUUUUUUCCCAAAAUUAAAUGUUAUUGGAGGAGCAUUAGAAUUAGUUGGUCCUAUUAAAGAUACUAGUCUUAAACAAUUAAAGUUGGUUAAAGGUAGUGCCUUGGUUCAAUCAUUUUCAACUUCAUUUGAUUGUAGUAAAUGGUCAAAAGGUGAUGUAAGUAAUGUCAUUAGAGGUGGAAAGAUUGAAUGUAUAAAUGCUCAUAAUGAAAAGAUUAUUUCUAAUACCCCUACAGAUAUUGAUUCAAAACAAGGAGGUCCUAGUGUUAAUGGUGGUAAUCGAAAUAAUAAUAAUGGUAAUAAUAAUAAUAGUCAUUAUAUUGAUGCAAAUGGUAUUCAAAAAUAUGGAAAUCAACGUGGUGGACCACAAACUCCAUUUACUCAAUAUAAAUCUUCAGCAUCGACUGUUUCAGUUAGUAAAUUCUUGAUUUUUGGUUUUACAAUUCUUAGUCUCUUAUAUUAGAAGAGGAAAGGAUAUUAUAUAUAUUUUAGUUACUU
This is a messenger RNA of Scheffersomyces coipomensis, 1562 nucleotides long. RefSeq lists its product as uncharacterized. NCBI's taxonomy places the organism in Eukaryota, Fungi, Ascomycota, Pichiomycetes, Serinales, Debaryomycetaceae. Gene Ontology annotation, biological process: fungal-type cell wall organization. Gene Ontology annotation, cellular component: fungal-type cell wall; plasma membrane. The transcript has 2 exons. The coding region runs from base 1 to 1527 and encodes 508 amino acids. The record is from RefSeq and is a predicted model, not a curated record.